Molecule: messenger RNA, 1098 nt
Organism: Prorocentrum cordatum
Lineage: Eukaryota; Dinophyceae; Prorocentrales; Prorocentraceae
Source: the annotation of a GenBank genome assembly
GCUGGCGCGGCCCUCAAGCGCCCAGCAGCGGCAGCGACAGAUCCCAGUGACAGGGCCGAUGCUAAGAAGGAGAUGUGGCAGAUUGCGGCUGCCGCCGCAAAGACGACUCCAGCCACGUUCAAGGAGUCGGAGGAGGCCGCGCUUGCCAUGCGCAAGGAGGGCGAGCCCGACCAGCGGCAGACGUCGCUUGCCCAGCGCCACGUCUUCAAGAGCAGCAGGGAGAGCAUCGACCCUGAGGACCUCAAGAAGUAUGACUGGUACAAGUCGACGGCGUGCAACAUCAAGGGCAAGGAGCGCUUGGCCAACGAGAUCAUCAACGCGUACGUGCCGCGGGACGCGGGCUACGGGUCCACCAUCGAGCCAGACCAGCGCGCCCUGACGCGCGUGAACACUCGGGAGCACGUGAAGAAGGACUCCGACAUCGCCACGAGCUUGAAGAAGAACAUCAUGAUCGCGACGGUCUUCAACGGCAGCAGGGCGGCUUUUGAAGAGGCCAAGGAUGACGGAGACGUCUGGACGGAUCCCGAGGACGACACCCGCUACCAGUACGACCAGAAGAUCAAGAAGAACACCGACACAAGGAGCGAGAAGAAGACGGCCACGGUGGUUCUCAACCCCAAGGACAAGAAGGAGUUCAUGGGCGCCAUUGCCAACAUGAUGGAGGACAUGGAGCGGCCCGAGUGGAUGAACUUCGAGGUAAAGAACAAGAAGGAGAGGAAGGCCAUCAAAGACGACUGCGCUGACGACACGGACAUGAUGCUAUUGCAGAAUGCCAACGACAGCUUCACGAGCGUGACCCUCGACUUGCAGAGGAUGGCCCCUCAGGUGUGCCGCAUCACCACGAACGAGGUGAUCAGGCGCAUCGCGCAGGAGAGCCUCGACCUCCUCAAGAAAGCGGCGGGGCCGUCCGAGAAGAUUCAGAAGUUGCUGAUGACGGACCCUAACUCCGUGCGCAAGCUCGAGGCCGAGGACGCCCUCAUCGCAGCAGGCAAGAUCUACGAGCAGCUGGCCGAGCUCCACACGCAGCUCAGGGCCAUCGUCAACAACGAUAAGAAGAAGCAGAAGGCCUCCCUCAAGGCCAAGUGAAGCCAGCCUGCG